AUCCAGGAUGAGGGAGAAGAGGGCUGACUUUGUGGCAGGAUGCCUGGGAGGAAGAGUCAUCGCUGCCGGCGGUCUAGGUAAUGAACCAUCUCCCUUGGGCUCGGUGGAGAGUUACAACCCAGUGAAGCGGCGUUGGGAGUACGUGGCACCAAUGCCCACCGCCCGCUGCUCCUCUGCACCCCUGCAGACUCCCAGCAUGCUCUUUCUCAUUGGCGGAGUCGCGCAGGGACCCAGUAAUGCUGUGGAAGCCCUUUGCUUGCAGGAGACUGUGUGACACAUGCACAGACACAC
This is a messenger RNA of Myripristis murdjan (pinecone soldierfish), 291 nucleotides long. RefSeq names its product kelch domain-containing protein 8B-like. The coding region runs from base 8 to 274 and encodes 88 amino acids. Gene Ontology annotation, cellular component: midbody; cellularization cleavage furrow; intercellular bridge. The transcript is spliced from 2 exons. The record is from RefSeq and is a predicted model, not a curated record. Gene Ontology annotation, biological process: mitotic nuclear division; nuclear chromosome segregation; mitotic cytokinetic process. Gene Ontology annotation, molecular function: protein binding. Lineage: Eukaryota; Metazoa; Chordata; Actinopteri; Holocentriformes; Holocentridae.